Apiotrichum porosum is the source of this 3147-nucleotide messenger RNA. RefSeq lists its product as uncharacterized. Gene Ontology annotation, cellular component: 90S preribosome; nucleolus. The coding region runs from base 1 to 3147 and encodes 1048 amino acids. NCBI's taxonomy places the organism in Eukaryota, Fungi, Basidiomycota, Tremellomycetes, Trichosporonales, Trichosporonaceae. The transcript has 5 exons. Gene Ontology annotation, biological process: rRNA acetylation involved in maturation of SSU-rRNA. Gene Ontology annotation, molecular function: 18S rRNA cytidine N-acetyltransferase activity; tRNA binding; ATP binding. The record is from RefSeq and is a predicted model, not a curated record.
AUGAGGAAGCAGCUCGACCCCCGUAUCCCGGCUCUCAUCGCCAAUGGGGUCAAGACCAACCACCGUUCCUUCUUCGUCAUGGUCGGCGACCGUGGACGCGACCAGGUCGUCAACCUCCACUUCCUCCUCUCGCAGGCCCGUGUCUCUUCCCGUCCCAAUGUCCUCUGGUGCUACAAGAAGGAGCUUGGCUUUACCACUCACCGCAAGAAGCGUGAGGCCAAGAUCAAGCGUGACAUUAAGCGUGGCAUUCGCGAGGCCAACGAGCAGGACCCCUUUGAGCUCUUCAUUGCCGUGACCGACAUCCGCUACGCCUACUACAAGGACUCGCCCAAGAUUCUUGGUCAGACCUUUGGCAUGGUUGUGCUCCAGGACUACGAGGCCAUCACGCCCAACCUCCUCGCCCGUACCAUUGAGACUGUCGAGGGUGGCGGUAUUGUGGUGCUUCUCCUCAAGACCAUGUCGAGCUUGAAGCAGCUGUACACCAUGUCCAUGGACGUCCACAACCGCUACCGCACCGACGCCCACCAGUUCGUUCAGCCCCGCUUCAACGAACGUUUCAUUCUCUCGCUCGGCUCAAACAACGACUGCCUCGUCCUCGACGACGAGCUCAACGUUCUUCCCCUCAGCAAGGGCAAGGAUAUUGGCCUGAUCAAGGAUGGAGAGGACGACCGCGGAAGGAAGAGGAAGGCGGAGGAGCUCAAGGAGAUGAAGGAGAGCCUCGACACUGUGGAGAUUGUGGGACCCUUGGCAAAGCUCGCCAAGACGGUGGACCAGGCCAAGGCUUUGCUCACUUUUGUGGAGGCCAUCUCGGAGAAGACUUUGUCGUCGACUGUCACCCUCACCGCCGGCCGUGGUCGCGGAAAGUCGGCCGCUCUUGGUCUCGCUAUCGGUGCCGCUCUUGCACAUGACUACUCGAACAUCUUUGUUACCUCGCCCGACCCCGAAAACUUGAAAACUCUGUUCGAGUUUGUGUUCAAGGCCCUUGACGCUCUUGGUUACGAGGAGCACGUCGACUAUGACGUCGUGCAGUCCACCAACCCCGAGUUUAAGAAGGCGAUUGUCCGUGUCAACAUUUUCCGCGGCCACCGCCAGACUAUCCAGUACAUUUCGCCAGAGGACGCUCACGUUCUUGGCCAGGCCGAGCUUGUCAUCAUUGACGAGGCUGCCGCCAUUCCCCUUCCCCUCGUCAAGAAGCUCAUGGGCCCGUACCUCGUCUUCAUGGCCUCGACCAUCAACGGUUAUGAGGGCACUGGUCGUUCGCUGUCGCUCAAGCUCAUCCAGCAGCUGCGUGAGCAGACUCGCCCCACCGUCACCAAGGCCGAGCCCGCGUCCGCUUCGGCUGGUCCCUCAAAGGCUGGCUCUGGCGGCCGUGGUGGCUCGGGCCACGCCCGUUCGCUGCGCGAGAUCAAGCUCGAGGAGCCUAUCCGUUACUCGCCCGGUGACCAGGUGGAGAAGUGGCUCAACCACUUGCUCUGCCUGGACGCCACGGUCGUGUCCAAGGCCGCCCAGGGCUGCCCUCACCCUUCGCAGUGCGAGUUGUACUACGUCAACCGUGACACUCUCUUCUCGUACCACGCCGCAUCUGAGGUCUUCCUUCAGCGCAUGAUGGCGCUGUACGUCGCGAGUCACUACAAGAACUCGCCCAACGACCUCCAGAUGCUCUCGGACGCUCCUGCUCACCACCUGUUUGUGCUGCUGCCUCCUCUGAAGGAGGACGACACGUCGCUCCCGGAUCCCCUUGUCGUCAUUCAGGUCGCCCUCGAGGGUAACAUUUCGCGCGACGCUAUCAUGAAGGAGCUCUCGCACUCCGGUACCCGCAGUGCCGGCGACAUGAUCCCCUGGGUCAUUGCCCAGCAGUUCCAGGACAACGACUUUGCCCAGCUCUCUGGUGCUCGUGUUGUUCGUAUCGCCACCCACCCAGACUAUGCCCGUAUGGGCUACGGUGCUCGUGCUCUUGAGGCCCUCAACUCGUUCUACUCGGGCGAGCUCACCGACCUGGACGCCGUCAUGGAGGACCCCUCGGCUGCGUACACUGACAAGAUUGCGUCUAACGCCACCCUUGCGGACGACACUAUUGCCGUUCGCGAUGUCGCCCGCAUGCCUCCUCUCCUCCAGCGUCUCUCUGAGCGCAAGCCCGAGAACCUCGACUACCUUGGUGUCUCGUUUGGCCUCACCCCCGAGCUCCUCCGCUUCUGGAAGAAGGCCGGCUACUCGCCCCUCUACGCCUCGCAGAAGGAGAACGAGCUCACUGGCGAGCACACGUUUGUCUUCCUCCGUUCGUUGCUUAGCAACGUUGCCCAGUCCGAGGGUUGGCUCUCGGCCUUUUCGCAGGACUUCCGUCACCGUUACAUGAGCCUCCUCUCGUACGACGCGUUCAAGAAGUUCCCCGCCCAGGUCGCCCUGAGCGUCAUUGACGCUGCCGGCCGCAAGGCCGAGGAGGCCAAGCUGGUCACUGCCGACGAGCUCAACUCGCUCAUCUCGCCCUUUGACAUGAAGCGUCUCGAGUCGUACGCCGACAGCAUGGUCGACUACCACGUCGUCCUCGACCUUGUCCCCACCCUUGCCGAACUCUACUUCGCCAAGCGUCUCGGCGGCGAGUUUGGCCUCAGCGCCGCUCAGCAGGCCAUCCUCCUCGCCCUGGGCCUGCAGCGCAAGCCCAUCGAGGCCCUCGAGACCGAGCUCGGUGCCCCUUCCCACCAGGUCCUUGCCCUCUUUGGCAAGCUCGUCCGCCGCGCCACCAAGCACCUCCAGGACAUCCAGAAGGAGGCUAUUGGCGCCGACCUGCCCGCCGAGGCGCCCAUUGUCGCCCUCAAGCCCGCGGCUACCACCGUGGCAGAGGACAUUGCCGAGGCCGCCACGGAAGAGAAGGGCCGUAACCGCCUCGCACAGCGCGAGCUCCUCGACUCGCUGGACAUGGCCGAGUUUGCCAUUGACGCCGGUGCCGACUUCACCUCGGCUGAGAAGCAGGUCCAGGCCAUUGCCAAGGCUACACCCGAGCAGCGUUCGCGCCUCUCGACCACUGUCAGCGUCAAGGGCAGCGCCACGGCUGACGCUGCCGCUGCUGCUCCGGAGAAGAAGGAGAAGCGCAAGGAGAAUGGCGGCGGCGGCGGUGCCGCCAACAAGCGGAAAAAGGCCAAGCGCGAUUAA